GCAAACCCUAAAAUUGGAAGCUUAGCAUCUCUCCUGUCACUCCAAUCCCAGCAAAUCCAAUAUUUCUCGUUUUUCAUUUUCUUUUUCUAUUUUCCAGGAAAAUUCUCAGUAUCAUUAUUCUCUGUUAUCCAUUAACAUCAACUGCUAUUCCACUACCAUAAUCAGUUUCUUCUUCCUUUGUUCUUCUCCCUCUAGGCGACGCCACCUGCUCGCUCUCUCCUUCCCUCGCGCAUUUCAUGGAUGAAAUGUAUGGAAUCCACUCCACUGGAGAGUACGCCUCGAACAAGCCGUUGAUGUCGUCGCCGGAUAGUCUGAUCAUACCUUCAGAUUACCACGCCUUGUUUUGCUCCUCGAGUCAGGUUCCGAUGUUUGGAUUCGAUGAGUUGCUCUCCGCUGCUUCGGCCAUAUCUGAAGCUACCUCCAUCAUGCCUGAAAUUCAACCGGAAGAAGACAUGUCCUCAAUUCGGUUCUCGGAGAUCCACUUCGACAACCGCCCCAUAAUCCCUUUUGAUAAGUUUGGAUUCACCCACACUGGACGUCUUGAGCUCACCGUCUCCAACAUCGACCUCUCGAAUCAAAAACCUCGAUCUUUCCAAGGUCGGGUUCUUCCUCUGCACCAACGAUGUGUGGCUGCACGUGCUCCAGCAACUCGAAGACCCAGAUCUGGAAUAGGAGUUGGAGUAGGCAUGCGGUGGUUCAGCAUGCUUGAGAAAACCCAGAUCUGGGGAGGAAGAAGGGAGAAGAGAGAGAGAGAGAGAGAAAGAACAAGAAGAAGAAAACAGAAAGAUGAUCUGAGUUUGAUUUUAAUUUUGCAGGAGUAGUAGUAGGUUUAGGGUUUUGAAUUUGAAAAGGAAAUGAAAAGAAACGAAGAUAAUUGAA
This is a messenger RNA of Rubroshorea leprosula, 879 nucleotides long. The record is from the annotation of a GenBank genome assembly. NCBI's taxonomy places the organism in Eukaryota, Viridiplantae, Streptophyta, Magnoliopsida, Malvales, Dipterocarpaceae.